AUGGCGCGACUACCAAACGUCCUCAUUACUGGGACCCCAGGCACCGGCAAGACGACCACCAGUGAACAGGCGCGCCGCUGCAUGCUCAUCCAGCGCGGCCCUGGACAGGUGGCGUCUGCUACCGGGCUGCGUCUCAUCAGCGUGGGCGACUGGGUCAAGGAGAAGGAGCUGCACAGCGGGUGGGAUGCCGAGCACGAGGCCUUCAUCCUGGAUGAAGACAAGGUGUGCGAUGCAAUGGAGGACGCCUUGUCAGCGGGGGGCAACGUGGUGGACUACCAUUCUUGCGACUUUUUCCCGGAGAGGUGGUUUGACCUGGUGGUCGUGCUGCAGGCGGACAACACGGUGCUGUACGAGCGGCUGGAGAAGCGCGGCUACCCGCAGGCCAAGGUGCAGGAGAACGUGCAGUGCGAGAUCAUGAUGGUGCUGCUGGAGGAGGCGCGCGACAGCUACCGGGAAGAGAUUGUCGUGCCGCUGACCAGCAACACUGUUGAGGAGAUGGAGUCCAAUGUGGCGCGCAUCACCCAGUGGGUGGCCGACUACCGGCGGCAACACUCAGUCUGA
This is a messenger RNA of Monoraphidium neglectum, 561 nucleotides long. RefSeq names its product putative adenylate kinase isoenzyme 6. Lineage: Eukaryota; Viridiplantae; Chlorophyta; Chlorophyceae; Sphaeropleales; Selenastraceae. The record is from RefSeq and is a predicted model, not a curated record. The transcript has 5 exons. Gene Ontology annotation, molecular function: ATP hydrolysis activity; ATP binding; AMP kinase activity. Bases 1 to 561 code for a protein of 186 amino acids. Gene Ontology annotation, cellular component: nucleus; cytoplasm.